AUGCUUCAAGAAUUGACAGAUUUAGAUUUUGACACUUAUUUUGAUGUCGCUUCAUCCAAUCAACAGAAUCAACGUAGUAUUUUAUACCACGGUGAUCAGCAAACCAGUAAUGCUUCUUCUAUAAGCAUACUUCUAAACAACAACAAUAAUACAAAUAAUAAUAGACUUUCGUAUCAGCAAUUUUCGCAACAACAACAACAACAACAACAACAACAAAAUUUUAAUCUUUUCGAUUGGGAUAUGGACACACAACAACAAAGUAUGGGUCAUUCUCCCACACAAGUAUCACCUAUAAGUUCACCACAGUCUUCAUCUGAUGGAUAUACUUCACAUACUUUAUCGCCGCAGAUAAAUAGUCCACCAUUAUACACUUACAAUCAAAAUAUCAAAGAUGAAGCAAGUAAAGCAUUGGCUGGUUUUUUAGCUAAGCGAUCCUUCUAUCCCACUUUACAACAUUUACAAAAUGUUCCUGGUAUCAAUAUUCCUACUACACCAACUACAGAAAGUGGGAAUAUCAAUACCAUGGCUUCAGCCAACUUGCCUUCACCUCCUUUAGACGAAAACCCUCUCUCUCGAGCAUUUUCUGCUAUAGACCAAUGGUCAACAAAUAUCAAAGAAGAACAAGAUACCAAUAUCCAUCCAUUAGAUUUAAGUAAUGAUAAUCAUGAAACAAGACAUUGGCGAAAGUCUUCUUCUAGACACCAACAGUUACAUCAAAACACAAGCAAUAACUUGGAUCAAAUACGAACGUCUAUGGAACCUGGAAAACAACUCAAGAAAGUUGCUCAUAAUGCAAUUGAAAGACGCUACAGAAACAAUAUUAAUGAUCGUAUCCGAGAACUCAAGAAUGUUGUCCCUGCACUCUAUAAAGCCCGUAUUCGUGAAAAAGGUGAAGAUGAUGAUUCUAGCGAAUCUGGUGGUGAAGAAGGCAGUGAUGAAAUUGUUGAAGGCGUCGAAGUCGCUAAAAAACUCAACAAGGCUACUAUUUUACGAAAGGCCACCGAAUAUAUCAAGUUUCUUAAGAACACCAAUGAAAGCACUGAACAAGAAAAUUUGAUUCUGCAGCAAAUCAUUGCUCAAAUGCCUGGUGGUAAUGAUGUCCUCUCUCGAUUCCUUUGUCAAAAAAGAGAAUUUGCAAAGUCGGAGCAAGAACGUCUAGCUCGAGAACGUCGUGAGGCUCAAGAGCGUGAACGUACUGAAAGACAGCGCAUUUUACGAGAACGUGCUGCACAAAGAGCCGCUUUAGCUCAAUUGCUGCCCAAGCCUGAAAGAAGACCUUAUCGCCGCAGACAAUCUUCUAAAAACAGCAAGAGCCCUAACAAAAAAGCUUCUACAGAUGAUUCAAAUAACAAAAUGUUUAUGGCUGCCUUUAUGUGUCUAGUGUUUUUCAGUGCUUCCCCUGGCUCUUCUAAAUCAAGCGAGCCCGUGCAUCACUAUAGUGCUUAUGACAAUCAAAGUAGCGAUGCCUUAUUGCAACCAUUAUAUACCAAUACCUCAUUCUAUUUCAGCAUUUGGAAUGUUAUUCGCUAUGCUAUUUAUACUUUUGGCGCUCUUUACAUCUGCCUUAUUCCGUUCUUGGUACGCUGGUUGCGCCCUCGUCCUGUCACUAGACCUAAAAAGUGUGUUGACCAUCAUCAUUAUGCGAGUGAAGUUCCCAAUGCUUGGAGUCGUCUCUAUACUAACCUUGUUUCUAUUGUCAACAAGCCAAGUAUCGUCAAAUCUACUAGUACUACCUCUUCUUUUGACAUCUUAUCCCUCAUGAGUGGUAUCGUUCUUUAUAGCCUUUCCUUACUUGUUCCUCGGUCUCUAUUGGUUAGUUUUCAAAAGAACACUAGCCCCACGACAUGUCCUGAAGAAAUAUUAUCCUAUGUUGGUGCCUGGAUUCGACUAAAUGAAGUUGAAUGUUUGGGUGCUAAUCCUGAUAUCACUCGUUUAAGCAUGCUACACUCCUGUCUUGGUAUGCUCUUCCAACUUCGCAAGAUGGAACGUGAUGAUAAAUAUGGUGUAUACUGUGAAGCAAGCACUAUGGCCCGUGUCUACGCCACUGUAGCUAUGCAGCUUGAACUAUGUUUACCAAAGGUCCUUUCUUCUCGCAUUGCUUCUGUUUAUUGGAAGCGUGCCAUUAGUGCUAUAAAGAAGCACAAGUCCAAGGAAAACAACCAGCAACUCAUUACCGCGCAUUGGCUUCGCUCCGACUGUCACGACCAAGUACUAGACAUGCUCAGGCUCCGUAAUGGAUUUGGUCCAACUAAUGCUUGCAGAAACGUUUUUUACUCUUUUGUGCUGCCUUAUAUUACUUCUCCUUUGGACUUGGUUUUCUAUUGGCAACAGCUUGACAACUUGCAAGAAUGUUGGCAUUCUUAUCUGAAUGGAACAAGACCUGUCUUCUCCAUGAGCCAAUUGGAUGACGUUUUUUCUCUUUCUGCUACUACCACUGCCCCUGGACAUAUGCUUCAAUGGUGGGUUCGAGUCGGACUAGCACUUGAAUCUUUGAGCCACGCCAAUCAACAAGAACACUUAGAUGCUCUUGCUAAAUAUGUUGAAGCCAAUACUCCCGCCGUCAACAACCAUCCCUCUUCUAAUCUAUUGCGUCGUCAUCAAACGAUGGUUUACUAUUUGCUUCAAGCUACUACUGCCUUGCAAACAAAUACCAACAUCGACCAAGUCCCUCAUUAUCUCGAAAAAGCUUCUAAAGAUAGACGUGCAUCCAAUGAAUGCAUCCAACAGAUUGCCUCUAUCUCCUCAUAUUCCAGCAAGAACAAUCUAGAAGCCAGUGUUCUUAUUCUGUCUACUCUUGCUGUUCAUCUACGUGCACUCAAAGCCCUUAUUGUACACCAACAAACAUGUUCUAAAAAUGCUCUUUCAACAAAUGACAGUAAGAUAUUGCUUGCUAGCCAAGCUUCUGUCUACAUUGCCGCAUUAAGAGACCGAAUUGUACAAGAUUUAGACUCAUCUUACGCAAAGUCGCUGUCAAGUCAAUGUAGAAAGCACAUUCAAUCUUAUGUCUCGCAAGCCGAUGAUGCUCUUUGUCUUUAA
Gilbertella persicaria is the source of this 3036-nucleotide messenger RNA. RefSeq lists its product as uncharacterized. Gene Ontology annotation, molecular function: protein dimerization activity. Lineage: Eukaryota; Fungi; Mucoromycota; Mucoromycetes; Mucorales; Choanephoraceae. The transcript has 4 exons. Bases 1 to 3036 code for a protein of 1011 amino acids. The record is from RefSeq and is a predicted model, not a curated record.